GCCUCGCUGAGUAAACAAAGGCCAGAAGAGAGUGUCAGCAGCGCUCCCUAGCUGCCUCCAAACCCGCUUCUUCCCCUUCUCUACCAGUGAAAACAAAGUCGGAGUUUAAAAAAAGAGAAAAGUCUGUUUUUGUUUUUCCUGCUUCGGACCUAAACUGAGCGACUCUUCUAGCAGUUAUAAACUGAGGACGAGCCAGAGAUGCCGCGACCGCGUUGGGCUCUGGGUAAAGCUUCGGCUUUUAUCGUGCUGCUUGUGACAUUCGUCGAUGCUCACCGAUUCCUCAACCAGAACACAGCCUCCCAGUUCCUGAGGAGACACAGGAGAGCCAACUCUGUGUUUGAGGAGACCAAGGCAGGAAACCUGGAGAGGGAGUGCAUCGAGGAGGUGUGCAACAAGGAGGAGGCCAGGGAGAUCUUUGAGAACCAGCCUGAGACGGAAUACUUCUACCCCAAAUAUGUUGGAUGUCUGGGUUCCCACCGAGUUGGCAUCAGUAAUGGGAACUCAGGUUCAAGCAUCCCAUCAAACCUUCGCACUUGUGUCAAUGAAAUUAGUAACCAGUGCACCCCGUUUCCAUGCUACAAGGAGGGUUCAGAGGGCUGUGUGGACGGCCAGGCGUCCUUCACGUGUGUGUGUAAGCCUGGCUGGAAGGGGGAGCACUGUGAAAGUGACAUCGACGAAUGUUCCGACCCAGAUUUCCCUGCGGGAUGCAAACACAAAUGCAACAACAUUCCUGGAAGUUUCUACUGCCUGUGUGACGAAGGUUACUUCCUGAAUGAUAAAACCAACUGCGUGGAUAUCAAUGAAUGCCUGCUGUAUCCUAGUAUCUGUGAAGAGCCGGCCAAAUGUGUCAACACGCCUGGCAUGUACGAGUGUCAGUGUCCGAAGGGGUUUAAAUACAACUUCACCACAAAGUCCUGUGAUGAUGUGAAUGAGUGUGAGCACGUCGUGUGUGACGGGACCUGUGUGAACACAGUGGGCAGCUACACGUGCAUCUGCAACGGUCGAGCAGGUUUGCGCCUGGCGGCGGAUGAACGAUACUGCGAGACGAUUCCCAUCUGCGUGGACCUGAACGACUACAAACACCCUGAAAUGCUUUACCUGGGGGAGCUGUUUGCGGGUCUUCCCGUCAUCUUCCUUCGCUUUCGCCUCCCUGAAAACACAAAGUUUGCAGCUGAGUUUGACUUCCGAACGUUCGACCCAGAGGGAGUUAUUCUGUAUGCAGAGUCUUCCAGUGAUUCAUGGUUCAUGUUAGGGCUAAGAGAUGGACGCAUUGAAGUCCAAUUCAAAAACCAGCAUAGUUUCAAGGUUACCAGUGGAGGCAAAUUCAUAGACGAUGGGGAGUGGCAUGUGAUCUCUGUUGAUGAACUGGAGAACAGCAUCAGUGUGAAGAUCAGCAAUGAAGCUGUGAUGAGUAUCAACAGUCCAGAGAGUCUCUUUACUUCAGUCAAUGGGAAGCUGGAGACCAAAGUCUACAUCGCCGGUCUGCCAAACCGUACUGACAAUGUCAUCAAGCCGAUCAACCCUCGACUAGAUGGCUGCAUCCGUGGCUGGAACCUCAUGAACCAGGGGCCAUCUGGGGUCAAAGAGGUCAUCCAGGAGAAGCAGAGUAAACACUGUUUUGUGCAUGUGGAACGAGGAUCUUUCUUCUCUGGAGAAGGACUUGCCCAUUUUGACAUAGACUACAGUGAUGUAUUUGUGUUUUCUCGUGUGCAAGCAGGUAAAUCUGGAAAGUGGAAUGUGAAUAUAGAGAUGCGUAUACGCCCAUCUAAAAGUACAGGAGUCCUUUUUGCUCUUGUCUACAACAACACAGUCCCCCUGUCGGUUGCAGUGGUAGAAAAAGGAGAUGGAGAUGUGAAUUUACAAGUGUUUUUGGAUGGUGUUUCUGUGGCAACACUGGACACAUUGAUGCUGUGCUACCCUGAACGGCUUGGGAUCCAGCUCAAUGUGACUCCCUCGGAAAUCCAAAUCUCAGCCAGUUCUUCCACUGUAAGCUACAUGAAGUCAGAUGUCCUCAAGGAGAAACUGGAAGUCCUCAACACCACUAUGCAGAAUCCCGUCAGCACAUACAUUGGAGGGAUACCAGGUAACAUCCCAUUAAUAGCCACCCCCGUGUCCGCUUAUUACUACGGCUGCAUGGAAAUCACAAUCAACGACCAGCGGCUGGACUUUGACGAGGCGCUCAGGAAGCACAACAGCAUCAAAUCCCACUCCUGCCCUCCUGUCUCCGCCUCCGAGUCUCACAGCAUUGUAUCACACCUGCACAGAUAGUGACCUUAGACGGAGACAGACUUCAAGCUAGGUAGCGUCCAACAGGGGCGACCUAUCGAGGUAAUUUGGGUAGAUGUAUUCUAAUUUUUGUCUUUACUUUUCACCUAAACAAUAUUGUUUUUCUUGGAUGAUGUUUCAUGAGUACCUUCAAAAUAAAAGCCUGCACAUCAAACAGAAACUGAUCUGUUCAGCACCAGAGUAUGAGUGUUGAGCAACAUGUGGUUGUAUUUGUGAAAAAAAUAAACAAAUGGUUGCUUUUGGCCAAGCUCUGAUGACAGCUGGUCCUUGUCCUUGCAGCUGGAUCACACUAUUAUCUGGAAUCUUUUUAUAACUAGGGACGACUUAUUUUUACUGUGGCCUUGGGAGUAAAACCUAAGAGGAGACUGCUGAGACGGCAGGCUCGAUCUGGUUCUGUUGCGUUGUCAUAUCAGAAUCACCACUGGCUAAUGUAGGUCAUCAGAAAUCUGAACUGUCGCUCUGCUUCUGUUGUCCAUUUCCUGUGACCACUAUUUGUAUCUCACAUAAACAGACAUAAUUAUUUAAGUUAAACUUAGAUCUAUGUUUUGCGUGUUGAGUGAUUGUUUUAAUAAAAUUCCAUCAAAAGCAAA
Oryzias melastigma (Indian medaka) is the source of this 2876-nucleotide messenger RNA. It is a transcript of the gene pros1, whose product is annotated as protein S. Gene Ontology annotation, cellular component: extracellular region. NCBI's taxonomy places the organism in Eukaryota, Metazoa, Chordata, Actinopteri, Beloniformes, Adrianichthyidae. Gene Ontology annotation, molecular function: calcium ion binding. The transcript has 14 exons. The record is from RefSeq and is a predicted model, not a curated record. Bases 199 to 2268 code for a protein of 689 amino acids.